AAUACAGUCCUGGCAAAGAAGAUCGCGACGCUGCAGCUUCGUCUCGCACCGCUCGUGCCUCUCCCAGAAGGCCCACCACAUCCGGACUUCCCAAAGACGCUGAUGGCCUUCCAUCUGCUCACGGAAGACCAGCUCGACAGCAUCGCGCACUAUUACCAUCAAUCCACCCCGCACCGCUUCACCCAUCACUAUCCGGCGACCAUGAAUUGGGACAAAGACCAAGCAGACGACAUUCAAGGUAGCAGCCGCAAUCCGUACGCCAAUCUCAGUGACAAAGAGCGCAUACGCAUCAAGAGGAGGAAAGUAGGCAAAUUCAUCGGGCUGGUGGGCAUGGAGACACCGAUUGAGGAAGUCACGGGUCGCGUUCAGGCGAGCAUCGAUCGAGCUGUAGAGCGCAGCAGAGAAGAACUGCGGCGG
Molecule: messenger RNA, 417 nt
Organism: Pseudocercospora fijiensis CIRAD86
Lineage: Eukaryota; Fungi; Ascomycota; Dothideomycetes; Mycosphaerellales; Mycosphaerellaceae
Exons: 2
Source: RefSeq, a predicted model, not a curated record